This is a messenger RNA of Blepharisma stoltei, 927 nucleotides long. Lineage: Eukaryota; Ciliophora; Heterotrichea; Heterotrichida; Blepharismidae. The record is from the annotation of a GenBank genome assembly.
AUGGAAAGAAGAAAACCAAGAUCAAAAAUACCAAGUCAACAAACAGCAGCCCUCACAAGCAGUUCGACACCAGUGUCUUCCCUUAGGCUUCCAGAAUCGGGCGAAAUCCUUAAUCUUGAGCCCCUUGGGAAUAUCGAGCAAUUAAAAGAAAUCAUACAUCAGCUUCAGUUAAAAGAUGCCAUAACCAGGCAAGAACUCUCCAAAGCUGAAAGAGUUAAAAAAGAGCUGAGUGACAUUAAAUUAUCAAUUCAGUCUGACAUCCAAAGACUUGAAAAAGAGCUAACCCAAGAAGACAGAAUGCUGCAAAGGCAAGAAGACGAUCUUGUAAAUAUAAAAUCCAAAGAUUCAAUUCCUUAUAAACCACAUAGACAUUACGCCUCAGAAAUUACUUUUACAACAGAAAAAUGUAGGGCAUGAAUAAAAGAGAUGGAAACCAUUCAUAAUGACGAAACGCAAGCACAUAUCAGGACUCAACACAAUUUUGGGAAUCUAGAGAGAGAUUUAAAAAGAAAUGGAGACUCAAGAGAAAUUAUAGAAACUAUGAAAGAACUGAUAAAUGAUUAUGAAAGCCUUCUAGCUUUGAAAGAUAGCAAAGCUCGAGUUGAAAGCGCUUUUUUGUAUCAAGAUGUGGAAGUGCUCAAAAGGAACUAUAGUGAUGAAGCGAAUAUUCUUGAAGGGCUGAGAGCAACUGCUUUUAAGUUUCAGAAAGAAAGAUAUGAGGUAGAAAAAAGAGUAAAAGAGUGCUGCAAUGAUGAAAAAAUUGAGAAAGGGCUGAAUGAUAAGCCUGCAGAAGCAGACGCCCUGCAAGCUGCAAAUCAAAUUUUGGUGAGAUUAAAAGAGAAACUAGGGAAAUCAAACGAAACAAGUCCUUUUCUCACAAAAAUAAAUCAGCAGGUAAAUAUACAUAAAAAUAGAGUUCAACUCUAG